UAAAUCUGUAUUAAAUUGAGGAAAUCUGUAUAAAAUCUGUACUCUGUAUUAAAUCUGUAUGAGCAUGUAAAAAUCUGUAUAAUACAGAUAAAUCUGUAUAAAUGGCAUCUCUGCCUACAAUACAAAACGUCAAGCCGAUUUUGAGCGUAAAGCGAUCGUUUUAAUUGGAAAUCGAAUAAAAAACAGUAAAAAACCACACGAAGUUAAAUGGAAUUUUGCCUUGCACAAGAUGGGACACUAACAAUGGGAGAACCAAAAUACAGUCCUGUAGCCUUUUCCCCAUCGUCCGCUACAACAAUCGACUCCCCAAUGAAACUCGAAUAUCAGAUUUUUGUGAUAAGGGAUUCACACAAAAAAGUGAUCUUCAUAAAGACGGCUUAGUACCUAAAGGGGAACAGGAUUAUAGUUGUGAAAUUAACGGGGAACAAUUUUCAUUGAAGAAAGUCCUGAACAAGCAUAUAUUUGUUAAUACUGAAGACCAACAAUUUAAGUGUAAUGUGUGGUAAAGAAUUUUCUAUUAAGCGUUACUUAACUGAACACAUGUCUAUUCACCACAGCGUGUACAAAUAUAAGUGCGAAGUGUGUGGCAAAGCCUUUAAUGGUGAUGUUUACUUCGCGAGACACAAAUGCAUUCAUGCGAACGAGAAGUUCAAAUGCAUUAUAUGCGAGAAAGAUUUUUCCAAUAAGUAUCAUCUCAGGAGACACAUGAAAAUUCAUUUGGAUGAUUACGAACAUAAGUGUGAGGUGUGCGGCAAAGGAUUCAACUGCAAAUCUGUUUUGAAAGACCACGAAAAUAGUCACACAGGUGAACGGCCUUACAAAUGCACUGUAUGUGGAAAAGAUUUCGUCGUUAUGGUUUACCUAUCCAGACACAUGCGUAUUCACACAGAUGAUUAUAAGCAUGAGUGUGACGUGUGUGGCAAAGGAUUUGUGGACCGAACACUCCUGAAAGUUCAUAAACGUCUUCAUACAGGAGAGCGACCGUUCAAAUGCAGUGUAUGUGGAAAAAAAUUUGCAACAAAGAGCUCUUCAACUAAACACAUGUCUAUUCACCAAAGUGAGUACAAAUAUAAUUGCGAAGUGUGUGGCAAAGGCUUCAAUGAUGGAGCUAGCCUCGCGAGACACACACGCAUUCAUACGAACGAGAAGUUUAAAUGCAGCUUAUGCGAGAAAGAUUAUACCACUAAGUAUGAACUCAACAAACACAUGAAAACUCACGUGGGUGAUUAUGAGCAUAAGUGCGAUGUGUGCGGCAAAGGAUUCAUCACCAAAUCACUUUUGGAAGACCACGAACACAGUCACACAGAUGAACGGCCUUAUAAAUGUACUGUAUGUGGAAAAGCCUUUCAUCAGAAAAGAAAUCUUUCUGUACACAUGCAAGUUCAUACAAGCGAGCGAUCGUUCAAAUGCACCGUAUGUGGUAAAGACUUCGCCAUUAUGCGUUACCUAACUAAACAUAUGCGCACUCACACGAAUGAUUACGAGCAUAAGUGUGAUGUUUGCGGCAAAGGAUUCAGUUGCAAAUCACUUUUGAAAGACCACAAACACAGUCAUACAGGCGAGCGACCGUACAAAUGCGACGUAUGUGGAAAAGAUUUCGCGACCAAGUCCUACUUUUCCAGACACAGGUUAAUUCACGAACACAUGCUUAGUCACACAGCAGCAGUGUGACAAACGCUUUUUUUUAAUUGGAUGUCUCUGUAAUUACCAACAUAAAUGAGAAAUAAAUUGGACUUAAUAGGAAUGAUAGUUUUAAAUAGUUUAUGUUUAAUUUGCAAAAUGCGUAUACUUUAAUGAUGCAAAACACAUCAAUAGAUUUACGCUUUCUCAAACUUUUCUGUCUGUGUCUGCAAUUAUCCUUAACAGUUCUCGUUUUCAAACAUGCGAUUUCAUUUUUCUGGUGGAUUUAUAGAUAAAAU
Malaya genurostris is the source of this 1919-nucleotide messenger RNA. Its product is annotated as putative zinc finger protein 66. Gene Ontology annotation, biological process: regulation of transcription by RNA polymerase II. Bases 496 to 1671 code for a protein of 391 amino acids. Lineage: Eukaryota; Metazoa; Arthropoda; Insecta; Diptera; Culicidae. Gene Ontology annotation, molecular function: DNA-binding transcription factor activity, RNA polymerase II-specific; RNA polymerase II transcription regulatory region sequence-specific DNA binding. The record is from RefSeq and is a predicted model, not a curated record. The transcript has 2 exons. Gene Ontology annotation, cellular component: nucleus.